Molecule: messenger RNA, 1620 nt
Organism: Pseudophryne corroboree (corroboree frog)
Lineage: Eukaryota; Metazoa; Chordata; Amphibia; Anura; Myobatrachidae
Product: cytochrome P450 2B1-like
Exons: 9
Coding region: 22-1506 (494 amino acids)
Biological process (GO): xenobiotic metabolic process; epoxygenase P450 pathway
Cellular component (GO): intracellular membrane-bounded organelle; cytoplasm
Molecular function (GO): arachidonate epoxygenase activity; oxidoreductase activity, acting on paired donors, with incorporation or reduction of molecular oxygen, reduced flavin or flavoprotein as one donor, and incorporation of one atom of oxygen; iron ion binding
Source: RefSeq, a predicted model, not a curated record
UGUUAUUAUAGAUUACUGAAGAUGGAGAUAGGUCUAACAGGGACCCUUAUCCUGACAGUGUGUGUCAGCCUUGUCCUGUACUUCUACACAUGGAGGAGUAAACUGAGAAGUAAGAAUUUGCCCCCUGGACCACCCACAUUGCCAGCUCUAGGUACUGUUCUUCAUGUGAGCACUAUUGAAAUGCCCCAGUCUUUGGUGAAGCUUAGAAAGCAGUAUGGACCAGUGUUCACCAUUUACAUAGGUAAUGCCCCUAUGGUGCUCUUAGCUGAUUAUGAAAGUGUGAAGGAAGCCUUUGUGGACCACAGUGAUGUGUUCAGUGCAAGAGGAAACACUUUUUUUGCCCAUGCAGUUUUCAAAGAUUAUGGAAUUGUACUGAGCAAUGGGGAGCGCUGGAAACAGUUACGUCGCUUCUCACUCACCACCCUAAGAAAUUUUGGAUUGGGGAAGAGAGACAUUGGGGAGAGAAUCCAGGAAGAGGGCCGUUUUCUCGUGGAACACUUCAGGAGACAUGGAGACAAAUUGUUUGAUCCAACUGAGUUGCUGCGUUUAGCUGUUUCCAACGUCAUCUGCUCCAUAGUGCUUGGAGAACGCUUUGACUAUGAAGAUAAACAGUUCAUGAAUCUUCUAUCCUUACUACAGGAGCUCUUUACUAUCCUGGCCUCUGCUUGGGGUAUUCUACUACACUUAUUUCCAACAAUAGCCUACUACAUCCCAGGACCUCAUCAGAAGGCCUUUAGAAACGUUGACAAACUGAAACAAUUCUUCCGGGAGUCUGUAGAAAACCACAAGAGGACAAUUGAUGUGAACUGCCCACGGGACUUCAUUGACAGCUUCCUGAUAAAGAUGGACGAGGAGAAGGACAACCCAAAAACUGAAUUCCACUUUGAGAAUUUGUUUGGAACAGUAAUGGAUCUCUUCACUGCUGGAAGUGAAACCACCAGCACAACCCUGAAAAGUGCCCUCCUCAUCCUGUUGAAAUACCCCAAUGUGGCAGAGAAGAUGCAGGAAGAGAUUGAUAAUGUGAUUGGACAGAGUCGAUGUCCCUCAUUGGAGGAUCAUAUUAAGAUGCCAUAUACAGAUGCUGCGAUUCAUGAAAUACAGAGGGUUGCUGACAUAGUGCCCAUGGGCGUUCCACAUGCAGCCAGCGAAGAUACAGUUUUCAGAGGAUACAACAUCCCUAAGAAUGCAAUAGUUUCUCCACUGCUGACAUGUAUCCUAAAGGACCAAAAAUAUUUUGAAAACCCGGAAAAAUUUGAUCCUGGACACUUUCUGGAUGAAAACGGAUGUGUCAAGAAUAUUGAAAGCUUUCUCCCUUUCUCCAUUGGGAAGAGAAGCUGUAUGGGCGAAGGUCUGGCUCGCAUGGAGCUCUUCAUUUUUCUGACCACCAUUUUGCAAAAAUUGAAACUGAAAUCAAAUAAAGCUCCAGAGGAUCUUGAAAUAACACCUGAGCCAGGAAAAAAUGGUGUGGUAGUCAGGACAUAUCAAAUGUAUGUGGAACCACGUUGAUUAUUAAAGAUGGACAAUAAAAUAUUUAAGACUUUGGUCCCUACUAAUAAAAUAAUGAAAUGUACAUUAUAUGUUAAUGGAAUAUUUUCAGAAAUAAAAUGUUUUAAAAGUCAA